This is a messenger RNA of Aspergillus glaucus CBS 516.65, 1320 nucleotides long. Its product is annotated as DnaJ domain protein. NCBI's taxonomy places the organism in Eukaryota, Fungi, Ascomycota, Eurotiomycetes, Eurotiales, Aspergillaceae. Gene Ontology annotation, molecular function: heat shock protein binding. The coding region runs from base 173 to 1078 and encodes 301 amino acids. The transcript is spliced from 2 exons. Gene Ontology annotation, cellular component: cytoplasm; nucleus. The record is from RefSeq and is a predicted model, not a curated record.
CGUCAGGUCGCGUAAAGCACUACAACCAACAUUUCCUAUUUAUCUCUACUCAAUCUCUUUGUGACCUAUAAACACUUGCAUAUCUAAUUCCUGCUACCCCUUUUUCUCACUGGAUUUCAUUUCAUUUACUUUUUUUUCUUUUUUGCGCUCAUCCAUCGUUGACUACUGCGCCAUGUCGGAUCGCAACUCACCAGAAAUCCCACGCGAACCCCCUCUCGAGACAGAUCUUUACGACAUCCUUGGUGUCAGCCAAGAUGCGAAACCCGAGACGAUCAAAUCCACAUACAAAAAGCUAGCGCUGAAACACCAUCCUGACAAGGCUCCAGCCGACUCCAAAGAUGAAGCAAACCAUAAAUUCCAGCAAAUAGCCUUUGCCUACGCCAUCCUCUCCGACGAACGCCGUCGUAAGCGAUUCGACCUGACCGGUAGCACGGCCGAAGCAGUCAACGAAGAUGAAGACUUUAACUGGAUGGACUUUUACCGCGAGCAGUUCUCUGCCUCGGUUGAUGUGAACGCGCUAGAGCAGUUGAAGAAGGAAUAUCAGAGCUCGGAGGAGGAAGAGCACGAUCUUCUCUCAGCGUUCGAGAAGAGUAAGGGUGAUAUGGACAAGGUCUACGAAUCGGUGAUGCUAUGCAAUGUCCUCGAUGACGACGAGCGGUUCCGGGCUAUCAUCGACAAAGCCAUUGCCGAUGGCGAGGUGAAGAAUUACAAGGAAUACUCGGACGAACCGGAGAGCAAGCGACAGCAGAGGAUAGAAGCGGCGCAAAGGGAGGCUGAGGAAGCGGAGGAAGCGGCCAGAGAGAUCGAGGAGAAGAAACAGACUAAGGGUAAGAGGGGAGGUGCGAAGAAGAAGAAGGCAAAGGAUAAUGCUUUGGAUGAUAAUGCGCUGGUGGCUAUGAUCAAGCAGCGACAAGCGAAUCGCGCUGAGUCGUUCUUCGAUAAGUUGGAGGAGAAAUAUGCGCCUAAAGGUCAGAAGAAACGGGCUGCGCAGAUGGAUGAGCCUCCCGAGGAAGCUUUUGCUGCUACGGGGGCGCGCAAGUCGUCCGGCGGCAGUAAGAAGAAGAAGUCUAGGGCGUGAUGGAUCUCGGCUGUUUGGGAUCUUCCCUUUCGCGUUUCCUAGCAGUUUUUAUUACUUGUGAAUCCUAUUAAGCCAGGAGUUUUGGGUGACUGGACCGGCAAGGACAGGAAUUAUGGUAAAUAUUGGUCAUUUUCACAGGACUGGGUUCGUUCUAGGCAUUUGGUACAUUUAUUCAUUUUCAUGUGAAGAUAGACAAUGCAUACAAUCAUGUUCUAUGCAGUAUACCACUCCUAUCAAUCCAU